This is a messenger RNA of Parasteatoda tepidariorum (common house spider), 1062 nucleotides long. Its product is annotated as multidrug resistance-associated protein 1. The record is from RefSeq and is a predicted model, not a curated record. Gene Ontology annotation, cellular component: membrane. NCBI's taxonomy places the organism in Eukaryota, Metazoa, Arthropoda, Arachnida, Araneae, Theridiidae. Gene Ontology annotation, molecular function: ATP hydrolysis activity; ABC-type transporter activity; ATP binding. Gene Ontology annotation, biological process: transmembrane transport.
GGAAAAAGACCAUUGCCAGAAGCCAUUUUCGUUGUCAACAUGAUUUAUUUUUCAUUCGUGUAUAUUCAGCUUUUCUUAACUAUGUUUGUGGAUCACAGGAGCUUUGAUUCUUUCCAGGACGCUAAGGUUAUCGAAGAUGUGCCAUUUAUUUCUUAUGUUACCAUAUCCUGGUUCAUCAAGUUCGUCUUUGAAAGUAGACGGAAGCUUCUAACUGUACUUGAUCUAAAGUUUAUAAGUGUCCGACUAGUGGCCAUAUUUGCAUACUCAGAAUUCCUGAAACGAUGGAACAUAAACAAGGAACCAAAAUCUCUUGAAUCACGAAGUUUAGGACUUAGUUUAAUCAAAACCUUCUGGCCUUGGAUAGUGGCUGCUACGAUUUUCAAUUUUCUUUUUACGUUGUCUCUGCUUGUACCACCUUUACUUUUAGAUCGUCUCAUAGACUUUGUUGAGCAUGAUCAUUUUGCAUGGAGGGGUAUGCUGUAUGUGAGCUUGUUCUGCAUAGUUGAUGUCUUUGGAAAAAUAGUUGAUAAUUUCAGAGUGUACUUCUUCUUUUACGCUGGUGCUCAGAUGAAGUCAGCUCUUAUGAAUGCAGUCUAUAGAAAGAACUUUUUAUUGUCACCUGCUGCUCGUAAAGAGUUUACCAGUGGAUCUAUAUCAAAUCUUCUAUCGGUGGACAUUCAAAGACUUACCUAUUUCACUUAUUACUGCGCAGAUUUAUUAACUAGCCCAAUCAGAAUUGUUAUCAUCCUUGUAAUUAUGUGGCAGUACAUUGGAAUAGCUACACUUGGAGGUCUAGCUGUAAUAAUUAUCUUACUUCCUGUUGGUUACUUCGUAUCAAGGUACAGCGAAAAAUUUACAGAUGAACAAAUGAAAGUUAAAGACACUCGACUGAAGUUUAUGAAUGAAAUCCUCAGCGGUAUAAAGAUAUUGAAAUUAUAUGCCUGGGAGGCGACUUUUUCAGCUAAAAUAUCUGAGACCAGAAAAAAAGAGCUGAAAUUGAUUUUUUACUCUCAAAUGUGUACAGUGGUUAAUGUUUUUCUUUUUUACUGUGCACCCAUCAUG